AUGCCUGUCAUUGCCGGUCCUUGCCUGACGUUAUCCGUUGCUGUCUGUCCUUGGUCGCCGUCAUUGUCCUUCUUAUUCGUUCGCACGCCUCGCACGCCUCCCUUAUGUCAUUGUUUCGUUUGCCGCCCUCCCCUCCCCUACCCUGCCGCGCACCAACCUUCGCGCGCCAAUCUCUGCACGCCUGCCACGCGCGCCACUGUGACUCGCGCCAAUGCGCAGAUCCGAGUGGUGCUGAUGAUCGAGGACUCACACGAAGCGGAGCAGCGGCGGCAGAUGGGCAUCGAGAGCGACAGCGGGUGCUCCCAUGACGAGAUUGCAGAUGCCUUUCGCGAGGUGCGUGGGGAAGUGGGGGGGGAGAUUCGAGGGGAGAGGUGGGGCGAUAGGGAGGGGAAGGGGUGGGGGCUGGGAGAGCGGAGAGGUGGGGCGAGGGAAGAGGAGGGGGACAGACAGGUGGAGGCGGAGGGGGGGAGGUGUGUGAGGGACCGCACGGACCGCAUGCUGGCAAACCGCAUGCCGGCAGACCGCAUGCCGGCAGACCGCAUGCCGGCAGACCGCAUGGUGGUGCGCAAGCUGGCGCCGGACAUGCGUAACUGGCUGCGCCCGGGGGUGAGAGGGGGCAGGGAACGAGGGGAUAAGGGAGUCCUCUCCCUUCCCCACCCCUCUUCCCCACUCCCCUCUCUCACCCCUCUCCCCACCCCUCUCUGCCCCAUUCCUCUCCCCCACUCCCCUCUCUCACCCCUCUCCCCACCCCUCUCUGCCCCAUUCCUCUCCCCCACCCCUCUUCCCUACUCACUUUCCCCAACAACCUCUCCCCCACCCGUCCCCCCCACCAGUCUCCCCAUGCUUCCCCGCACCUCUCCUCCCUCACCACUCCCUACCGCCUCUCCCUCACCCGUCUCCCCCAUCCCUCUUCCAUACGCCUCUCCCCUCCCUUCUUUCCCACGCCUCUCUCCCACCCCCCUCUCCCACCCUUCUCCUCCACCCCUUUCCCCCACCUUUCUCCCCCCCCCACCCUGCCUGGGCCAGGAGGAGCCAGCCCCUGAGGAGGCAGUGGGAUCCGGACGUCAUCGCACGCGCCCUUUCCCCACACUCUUUCUUACACCUUUCCAAUCUCUCCUCUCUCCUCUUCCCCCCCUUCCCCCCCCCCCCCACGUUCCCCACGGUCUCCUCUCCUCCACCCCUUCCCCCGCGCCUGCCGCUGCGAGGAGGAGCCAGCUCUUGAAGAGACUCCCUCCCUUUACUCUGAGCUGCUUCUCCCUCCGUCUUCCCCUGCUUCAUCCCUCCCGCAAACACCCCCUACCGCUGCCGCUCAUCAUCCCCCCUACAGCAGGUUGGCAGGGUGCGAUAGUGGAGUGGAAUACACAGCAUGAGCCUCCACCUCUUGCACUGCAGCCCUCCUACACUCCGGAUCCUCCGCCACCCUCCGAACCGGCCCUUCAGCACGCCAUGGAUUACAGGCAGGAAGAGCAGCAGAGGCGGCGAGCGUCACCAAGGGCAUCUCUGGAGGAAUAUGAGUACAAGAUUUGCAUUGCAUGCAUGCCCAACAACUGCAUCAACUCACACGUGCCUCAUCUCAUCUGGGGGCAAUCCUAG
Messenger RNA from Closterium sp. Naga37s-1, 1593 nucleotides. NCBI's taxonomy places the organism in Eukaryota, Viridiplantae, Streptophyta, Zygnematophyceae, Desmidiales, Closteriaceae. The record is from the annotation of a GenBank genome assembly.